AUGGCUCUUCGAUUCCAGAAAAAACGGUUUGAACUACGAUCCUUGAAACCUGCAUUGAUAACGUGUGCUGUAAUUGUGGGUGCAGGAGUAUUGGUUGUUAACACGUUUCCCCACGUCAAGACGACGUUACAUCAGUAUUUUCAUGGAUUAGGAGGAGUUGGAGGAGACCAAGAUGAUGAUGAUGAUGAUGACGAAAGCGAUGGUGGCAAGGAUGAAGAGGAGAGAAGUUUGUCGGGAGAAACCGUUGUUGUUGAGAGUAUACAUCGAGACCCGAAUGAUCCCAACAGGACGAUUGAUAGCUUUCAGGUUGUACGCUGA
Messenger RNA from Lodderomyces theae, 318 nucleotides. RefSeq lists its product as uncharacterized. The coding region runs from base 1 to 318 and encodes 105 amino acids. NCBI's taxonomy places the organism in Eukaryota, Fungi, Ascomycota, Pichiomycetes, Serinales, Debaryomycetaceae. The transcript has a single exon. The record is from RefSeq and is a predicted model, not a curated record.